AUGCAGUGUGAUGGAGUAUAAUGUUUGUGUUCCAGCAGUUAAAGUGGUUUGUUGAAAGUGAUGGAUAUUGAGGAAAAUAAAGAAUAUCGUUCGGAACUUAUUAAAUUAGUUCACAAAAAUGAAAUUAUAUGGGAUAAGACGAAAAAAGUCCGCCUCAGUUAUGCGAAGAAAACGGCAAUUUGGAACUCAAUAGGAAAAGAGUUGGGUAAACCGGGAGAACUAGUUCGUAAAAAUUGGCAGUCCUUGCGUGAUCAAUACCGUAGAGAUCUGAAGAGACAAGUGGUCGACGGAAUUGAACCAUCAUGGGUGCAUUUCGACGAUAUGUCUUUCAUUCGGAAAUUUUUGCGUCCUCGACAAUUCAAAGCAUGUCCCGAUUUAGAAGAAACGGAAAUUGUAAGAAAAGAAUGUCAUGAAAAAAAUAUUAAAACAAGGGGAUCACAUUCGAAGAUAUUUCGUACAUCAGGCAAUUUUAUGACCCAGAUCUUUCCCACAGCACACGAUCAUUCAAAUGCAGCUUACAAGGAACAUCAAGAAAGUGGUGAUACACCUCCACUAGUAAAUUCGGCAAUUCGUCUUCAUAGGCCAAUUAAAAUGAAAAUACACAAUCAGUCGGUUGAAACAAAAAAAUACAAUGCUUCUAUGGGGCCACCGCAUGAAACUGCAAAUGAACUCUUAGUACCAAGGGCACAAAUUCCGAAAAUUCGAAUCAAGAAUUUAUCUGCAAAAUCCGAAAUCAAAAUGCAUAGGAAAAAGUAUGCAGUGAAGAAAAGUAGGGAAGCUCAAUACUUAACACGAUCUAGAAGCAGUUCCAAAAUAAUAGAAGCACGCAAUGAGCCUCUUACCCCAAAAAAAGCUAAUUUAAGGCAAAAUGAGAGUUGUAUAAAUGAAGUUUGCUUCGAACACACUCAUUCACAAAUGGAAAAUGGAGCAGAAUCCACACCUGGCAAUCAAUCAGAACGAAUCCCGCCUGUUAAUAAUGUUAACAAAACUUCCACAAACAUCGAAAUACCGGAAAUAGAAAUUAAAGACGAAGUCAUAAUAUUAGCAGAUGAAAACGAAAAAGUUGAGGACACGGCUGCUACUCCGGAGAUCUCUACAAAUAUAAUGGAACUCGAAGUUUCUAUAAAUGAAAAAAAUCCAGUUGAAUUUACUAAGAAUACAAGUAUUUACAACACAAGUAAAAGUAAAGAGAUAGAAAAGGAAACCACUGCCAAAGAGGAUGAUGAUUAUCAUUUCGUGAUUAGUCUGUUGCCAACAUUGCGACGGAUUACUCAUGAUCGCAAACUAAGAACGCGGAUGGAAAUAAUGAAAGUUGUAAUGGAGGCGGCACAAAGCGAUAACACAUGAACAAGAUUAAACCAUAUAUUGUAUAUACUAUGUAUACCCUAUUACUAUUAUUAAAUAAGUUUGAAUAGAGCGAUGGUCAAAUAAAAAUAUGUGACUUUAAGUGGUGACAAACGUAGAAACAUAAUUACUCUCAAUUCUAUCGAAACUUUUGCUACUAUCUUUUAAACUCAAGGAGGUAAGUCAUAAUUUGAACUCGUUAAGUAGGGAAAAUGUAACUGAAUUUUUAUUCUUAAUUGCUGAGGAUAACUGCCCUUGGUUUAAAAAUGUUUUAUAGAUUAUUAACUUAGCUUUUGCAUAGUAAGGAGACUCCAAGCAGUGUGCAUCAGCUCAAACAUAUCGAAAUAAUAAAUAAGGUAAUGCUUUUGUUGUUUUUUAUGAAGAAACCUAUGCACCUUUUUAUUAAAAUAUUUUAACUUUAUCGCGUGAGAUGAAACAUUUCAUAUUUUUUUUUUUAUAUGCAGGUAUUCGUCAGUAUCCAGAUAAAAGUUGAAUUAAUAUUGAUUUGCACUUAUUCCUUCAUUGGCACUGCUAUUAUUAUAAUUAGAACAGCACAUACUUACAUAUAUGCAAUUUGUAUGUGCUGCUUGGAUUCCCUCUGCCGUCUUAAAAUGCUUGCCUUUCAUGCCAGCCAUGGUUAGGUAACUGUUGACAAGA
Molecule: messenger RNA, 2001 nt
Organism: Bactrocera dorsalis (oriental fruit fly)
Lineage: Eukaryota; Metazoa; Arthropoda; Insecta; Diptera; Tephritidae
Exons: 5
Coding region: 61-1347 (428 amino acids)
Biological process (GO): regulation of transcription by RNA polymerase II
Cellular component (GO): nucleus; transcription regulator complex
Molecular function (GO): DNA binding
Source: RefSeq, a predicted model, not a curated record